AUGCAUGGAGAUACAAUGACAGCGAUGGCAAAUGCUAUCGAAAAAUCAGAAUUUGUCAUCAUCUGUAUGUCGGAAGCAUAUAAACAAAGUCCGUACUGUCAAGCGGAAGCACAUUAUGCAUUCGAACGACGUCGAAAGUUGAUUCCGUUGGUAAUGAAGUCAAAAUAUAAACCCGAUGGAUGGUUGGGAAUAAUUGUUAGUGGAAAGAUUUACGUAGAUUUCACUAAACAUCAAUUCGAUCUAGCUUGUUCAAUGCUUAAAACUGAAAUCGAAAAGAAACAACAAACUGAAAGUAUCGCUUCUAAGCCAUUAGCAAAAACAACAACUGAUUUAUCUGCUCUAUGUACGUCAUCAAUAGUUCCUAUGGAACUACCACAUUGUAUCGAUGUCUGGUCUGCAGAUCAUGUUCGUUCAUUUCUUGUUGCUAACAAUUUCACAUCACUUUUACCCGUCUUCACUGAUUUUAAUGGUCAAUUGUUACAUCAAGCAUAUGCCAUGUGCCAACUAAAUCGAGAAACUAUGUUUCAUUCAAUGAAGAACGAAGUGGCAACGUGUGAACAUGUUCUGCCACUAACACUCGGUACUUAUCUUCAUUUUCUCAAUGCAUUGAAGCAGUAUAUUCCAAUAUCUAACAGUGAUACUGCACAAACACCAGCGUCGAUGAUUUGCAGUGUUAUGUAA
This is a messenger RNA of Adineta ricciae, 681 nucleotides long. The record is from the annotation of a GenBank genome assembly. Lineage: Eukaryota; Metazoa; Rotifera; Eurotatoria; Adinetida; Adinetidae.